AUGCGCUCCCCACCGGCGCUCGCCUUCUUUUUCUGGCUUUUUCUACAAUCGGUUUUCGCCUACAAUUUGAACAUUAAUCUUGCCGGAAAAUGGGAUUUUAUUUCGAGCAAUGGAACUGUGAACGGAACAGGUAAGAAAAGUUCUCAAGAGGAAAAAUCGGGAAUAUUUAUCAUGUAGAGGGAAAAUCGAAAAGUGAGAUCGAGAAUUGACUCUUGAAAGAUUUGAGUGCAUUUGAAGGGCAGAUUUUAAUCCAAGCGCAAAAAAGAAACCGCCGACAGACGAAAGACCAAAUGGUUUCGUUUUAGGAACUGUUCCCGGAGACAUUUAUUCGGAUCUCUACGCCGAGGGCAUCAUAGACAAUCCGCUUUACGGCGAGAAUCAUCUGAAUCUUAAGUGGAUCGCUGAAGAUGAUUGGACGUACACCAAGACAUUCGUAUUGACCGAUGUGGAGGACACGGUGAGGAGUGAGGAGGAGCAUCAAAACACAAUUCCCGAACAUCUUUCCGAUCUUUCGGCCAUUUCUCCGUUUUCAUCGUUCUCUCCCUUUCCCGUUCUCUGCUUUCUCAUUACGUUUCCUAUUACAGGUCGGCAUUUUUCUUGAGGUCGAAAGCCUUGACACAAUUGCCACCGUCUAUGUGAACGGAGAGAAGGUCUUGCAUUCCAAAAACCAAUUUCUGCCUUAUCAUGUCAACGUGACGGAUUUGGUGUGGAAUGGCUCGAAUAAUGUGAGGAUCACAUUCAAAAGUCCGGUUAACUAUACACAAAAGAAGGCGGAAGAGUAUGAGGUGAGAAUGAGAAAAGCGAGGAGGGAAAGGACUGCUGUAAAUGGGAGAAUUUCAGGAAAUUACUGGACACAAACUUCCGCCAGACUGCAAUCCGGAUAUUUAUCAUGGAGAAUGCCAUCAGAACUUCAUUCGGUACAAUUUGCGCUAAAAUUGGCAUUAACCGGAGGAUUUUCAGAAAGGCACAAUACAGUUACGCAUGGGACUGGGGGCCGUCCUUCCCAACAGCCGGAAUCGCCGGGCCAAUAUCGAUCAAUCUCUUCCGCGGACAGUACUUCCAUGAUUUCAGCUGGAACACCAAAUUUCAGAAUGGUAAACUGACAAUUUUGACAUUUACAUAUGCAACCACUGCUUUCAGGCCAAUGGCACAUGGAAUUCGAGUUUGACACUUUCCAUUACGGAGCCCGAAGAAUUGAGUACAUUGUAACGAUCCCAGAGUUAUUCGUCAGAGAAUCCGACAUCUAUCUGCUUUCUGCCACAAAGAGCAUGCAAACAAGAUCGAAGAACAGACUGAAGUUCCGAAUUCCGAUGCCGAUGCAGCCAAAAAGAUGGUGGCCCAAUGGAAUGGGAGAACAGAAACUCUAUGACGUCAUUGUGUCCAUGGACGGUCAAGGUAACUGAUACUACUAGAAAGUUCAAAAUUCGAAUAUUUUACAGUGAAAACGAGUAAGAUGGGAUUCAAAACUGUUGAGUUGGUACAGGAUUACAUUGAUGAAAAAGUGCCGAAGAAAGGAAGAAACUUCUAUUUUAAAGUUAACGAUCAGCCCGUCUUUUUGAAAGGAACCAACUGGAUCCCAGUGUCAAUGUUCCCUUCAAACUCUACAAAUUUGAACAGAAUGAAGUUUUUGCUGGAUUCUGCCGCGGAAGUGGGAAUGAAUGCGAUUCGAGUCUGGGGAGGAGGUUUCUAUGAAACUGACGAGUUUUACGAUUACGCCACACAAAAGGGAAUCAUGAUAUGGCAGGUUAGUUCGGUUUUUAUAGUUAAAUUUUAUAUUUUUUCGGAUAUUUCAGGAUCUCAUGUUCGCAUGUGCUCUGUACCCGACUUCUCAAGAAUUUCUAAAGAAUGUCGAUGAAGAAGUUGCUCAUCAAGUGGACCGAAUAAGCAAAUAUCCGAACAUUCUCGUGUUCUCCGGGAAUAACGAAAAUGAAGCGGCGAUCCGUGGCCACUGGUGGAGAACUGCAAAUUAUACGGAAGAGCAGCAGGAGAGUGAUUAUCUUGCUCUCUACAGAAGACUGGCAAAAGUUGCAAGAAAACACUCGUAUGGUGUGCCGUUUAUCAUGUCCAGCCCAUCAAACGGAGCGGAAUCUGAAGAGUACAUUAGAUAAUUCUACUUUGCUUUGUUUUCUAAACACUGAUUUUGCAGAGAAGGAGGCAUUGCGAAGAAUCCGUACGAUGUCAGAUACGGAGACAUUCAUUACUACAACGAGUUUGUCAACCUCUGGAGAGAUGACACCUACUUGACUCCAAGAUGCGCAUCCGAGUAUGGUGUCCAAAGUUAUCCGCUCAGGUAAUGAUAUCAUGUGACCUGCUAAUGUGUAAAAUUGGAUGAGAACUGGUUGCGGGGGGUUUUGAAAGGAACAAGUGUAAUGAUAAUGGAGAACAUCAACAACAUAUUCAGCGAUCUCGGGGCUAGAAUUGUAAACAUGCGCAAAGGGCGAGGCGAUCUUUUUCUUUUUCCGUCUGGACGUUUAAGUAAAGAGGAAUAAGUAAAGGGGAACAAAAAGUGUUUGUCAGGGAAACCAUGCUCAACUGGAUCAAUGCAUCGGAUUGGGAGUACACGAGCAAAACAAUGUUUCACAGACAACAUCAUCCUGGAGGCAUCGCCACGAAUCUUCUCAUGAUUUUCCAGCAUUUACCAGUAGGGACUCAACACAUUUCCUAUCAAAUUGUACGUUUUGUUUCAGAUUCCGACACAGUGCGAAUCGCGUUCGUUUGCCGACCUCCAUCGCUGCGAAUACCUCACAUCGGCGUCGUACAUGAGCAGACUCGCCUACUUUUCACAAGUCCAUCAGGCGAUUGCUCUGAAAACUCAGACAGUCCACUACAGAAGGUUUCGGAACAUCACCACCGAUGAUGGAUUGGGAAACACCAUGUGUGCAAUGUACUGGCAAUUGAAUGAUGUAUGGGCGGCUCCGACCUGGUCGACAAUUGAUUUCGAUCAGAAAUGGAAGAUGGCUCACUACGAGGCGAAACGAUUCUUUGCAAGCACAGCUGUUUACUCGGUGAGUGCAACUGGUAGCGUCAGCAGUUUUCAACUAAUUUUGAAUUUCAGUUCGCCGAUGAGAUAGACUUCAACCUCAAGGUUUACGUACUCAACGACAACACGUACGAUCUUCGGAAUCUGACCGUUUGUGUUAUGCAGCUUAGCUGGGGAAACGGUUUGGAUCCGAUCUUGACCACUGACUUCCACGUCGACACUGUCCCAGCUGGAUCCUCUCAAAUCAUCACGACUGGGUAACUUAUAUUAGAUCAGCCGUUCAUUUGAAUUUAAAAACAUUUGUUUUAGAUUUACGUUCGAAAAGACAACAGAGCUUUCGGAGUACCUCUACGUGUCCACCAUCUACGAUUCAGAAGGUGUCCAAGUGUUCCAAGACGUUCUCGUUCCGGAUUUCUUGUUUGAGGUGAGUUUCUCGACCGGAGUAUUGCAAGGAGUCCAAAAUAUUAGCCGACCCUUUUCGAAAUCAUAUAUUGGAUUUAAGGUUGAUUUUAACACAUUUGGAGAUGUUGAAAUCAGCGAUGUCAAACGAAUUAACGGGACCGUUUACGAAGUCUCGGUGACCACGGACAAAGUGUCCCCGUUCACAUGGAUUGACGUCAAGAUCCCAUUCGCCGGAUGGUUCAGCGAUAACGGCUUCCACAUGACCGAGAGAGUGCACAUUGUCACCCUCCACCUCCAAGAAGCCACCGACAUCCAGAAGUCCGAUUUCACCGUUUGCAAUCUGAAGAACUGCUAUCUCUAA
Caenorhabditis sp. 36 PRJEB53466 is the source of this 3743-nucleotide messenger RNA. NCBI's taxonomy places the organism in Eukaryota, Metazoa, Nematoda, Chromadorea, Rhabditida, Rhabditidae. The record is from the annotation of a GenBank genome assembly.